AUGGGCUUUGCUUCCAACAUCGUCAUCGGCUCGACCGCCUUCCUCCUUGGAAUGGUCUUCAUGUGCCAGGUCGUCGACAUCCCUCUCCUCUACAUCCCUGUGACGCGUGAGGCUAUUGACAAUGCCUACGCCUUCUACGAGAUGUGGUACGAGGCCCCGGGUGCCGUCAAGCUGCACAAGUGGAACGAGUCUGCCAAGUUCUUCGACGGCUCCGCGAUCGCGCUCCAGCUCGCCGUCGUCGUGCUCUACCUCUCCGUCCACAUCCAGAGCCUCCGCACCUUCCUGCCCGACGCCAAGUCGACCUGGACCCUCCUCCCUCAGCCCCCUCCCCUCACGGAGCCGAUCACGGAGGACGACAAGAUCGAGGCUGUCCGCGUUCUCGCCGCCGGCAACGCGCUCGUCGGCAUUCUCCUCAUCGGCGUGCUCGGCAUGCAGAUCGGCCAAGAGUACGCCGGCAACAUGGAGGCGCUCGAGCAGAAGGCGAUCGACGAGGCCGCCCGCUCCGCCUCCGAGCUCAAGGUCGAGGACAAGAAGAACAUCUAG
Molecule: messenger RNA, 543 nt
Organism: Trichosporon asahii var. asahii CBS 2479
Lineage: Eukaryota; Fungi; Basidiomycota; Tremellomycetes; Trichosporonales; Trichosporonaceae
Exons: 3
Coding region: 1-543 (180 amino acids)
Biological process (GO): endoplasmic reticulum to Golgi vesicle-mediated transport
Cellular component (GO): endoplasmic reticulum membrane
Source: RefSeq, a predicted model, not a curated record